AUGCCACAGCUACAUUCUAAGGUGGAGGAAAUACCUCCUUCAGAAGACAUGACAGAGCAACAGAGAUAUGGAGUCCUCAGCAGUGAUUCCUUUUCCUCUUCUGAUGAUAAUGAGGAUUUUGAAAUACAGAAGAAGAAGAAAAAUUUUAGGAGCUUUCAGAAGUGUGCCUCAAUAGAAGUUGACAAGAAUACCAUGAAAACUGGAGGAAGUCUGGCUGGCGUGGAACAAAUGCAAAUAGAUGGUUCAGUACAGUUUGAUGGCGUGGGUGGUCUUUCUGACCACAUUUCAUCUUUAAAAGAGAUGGUCAUUUUUCCAUUGCUUUAUCCCGAAAUCUUUGAGAGAUUGAAAAUUGAACCUCCAAGAGGCUGUCUAUUCUAUGGUCCACCGGGGACGGGAAAGACACUGCUUGCUCGUGCACUAGCUAAUGAAUGCAGUCAAGGUGACAUGAGAGUGACCUUUUUUAUGAGAAAAGGUGCUGAGUGCCUGAGUAAAUGGAUAGGAGAAUCUGAACGACAGCUUCGUGUAUUAUUUGAGCAGGCCUACGAGAUGCGACCUUCAAUUAUUUUCUUUGACGAGAUUGAUGCUCUGGCUCCUGUACGGUCCAAUAAACAAGACCAAAUUCAUAGCUCUAUUGUGGGGACACUUCUGUCACUUAUGGAUGGCUUAACCAGCAGAGGAGAGGUUGUGGUGAUAGGAGCCACCAACAGACUGGAUUCUAUAGAUCCUGCUUUGCGAAGACCUGGGCGCUUUGAACGAGAGUUCCGCUUCAGUUUGCCAAACAAAGAGGCGAGAAAAGAAAUUUUCAAAAUUCACACACGAGACUGGAAGCCGAAGCCAUCAGACGACUUACUUGAAGAGCUGGCUGAAGAAUGUGUUGGAUACUGUGGUGCUGAUAUUAAAGCCUUAUGUGCCGAAACUGGUCUCUGUGCUCUGCGGCAUCGCUAUCCUCAGCUAUAUGAAAGCAGACAGAGACUGCAGAUAAACAUGGAUUCAAUUAAAAUAAAAGCAAAUGAUUUUUCUAUGGCCAUGCAGAAGACUGUUCCAGCUUCACGGAGGAUUGUGCCUUCCCCUGGGCAAGCACUAUCAGCUAUUUCAAAGCCACUGUUAGAAGACACACUGGAAAGGAUUUUACAAACCUUGCAGAGAGUAUUUCCCCAUGCUGAACUUGCACUAAAGAAGGACCAACAGCAAGGCUCUUUAAAUUCUGUUUUAGGAAAUUAUGUGAUUGAUAGUGAUGAGGAGUCACCAUCAAUCUCUGAAGAGAAGCUGACUCAUAAAACAUGUGAUCACAAGAAGGCAGAAUUCCGCACUUUCAGCAGAAAUCCUCGUGACCAACCAACAUCUUACAGGCCACGCUUCUUACUAAUUGAAGAGCCAGGAUCUGGGCAAGCUUCUGAUUUGGCAGCUGCAGUAAUACAUUCCCUGGAAAAGUUUCCAAUUUAUACACUAGAUACACCAACUUUGUUUGCUAGCACAUUACCAGAUGAAACAUGUGUACAGUUGAUGCGAGAGGCUCAGAGAUCAGCACCGAGUAUCAUAUAUGUCCCACAAAUCCCUUCAUGGUGGGACACUAUUGGAACUACGCUGAGAUCUGUUUUUACAACCCUACUGCAGAACAUCCCAAGGUUUACUCCAGUUUUAUUCCUUGCAACAUCUAACGUACAACUGAGAGAUCUCCCAGAAGAGAUAAAAGUAUUGUUUAAUAAUGAAUAUGAAGAAGUUUUCAGAAUCCCGCGUCCAACCUGUGCUGAGAGAAGACGUUUUUUUGAGGACUUAGUUAUGAAGCAAGCUGCUCAACCUCCUGCAUUAAAAAACAACACAACUUGUCAGCCUUUGGAAGUGCUGCCUGUAGCACCACCACCUAAGCCUCGAAAGCUGACAGAGGAAGAAAUAAGACAGUUGGAAGAGCAGGAAGAGGAUACAUUGCGUGAACUCAGGAUUUACUUAAGAGAUGUUGCUCAAAGACUUGUCAUUGACAAACGUUUCAAAGCAUUUACAAAGCCCAUUGUCUCAGAGGAGGCAACCAAUUACAAGGACACCAUUAAACAGCCCAUGGACCUCUUGACAGUUCUCUCCAAGAUUGACAUGCACCAGUACUUAACUGCAAGAGAUUUUCUAAAGGACAUUGAUCUAAUCUGUAGCAAUGCUUUAGAAUACAAACCAAAUAAGGGGCUUGCAGAUCAUCUCCUGAGGCACAAAGCUUGUACUUUGAGUGAUACUGCAUAUUCCAUAGUGAGGAAUGAAAUGGAUGAAGGUUUUGAGCAACGCUGCCAAAAAAUUAAAGAAUCUCGUAAGGAAAGAGAUAAGUCAAAAGGAAAAUGCAGAAUGAAGGAAGACUCUUCAAGUAUCUCAGGAAAGAGGAAGAAUGUUCAGUUUAUAUCCUUCCAGGACAGUCCUAUGGAAGAAUAUGAAAAUGUACUUCAAGGACAACAGAAAAAUGGGACAGAAAAUGAAAGUGAGAGAGUGACCCUUGUGGUUAAAUCCCCUGAUGAAGAAAAGAGUUUCAUGCUUCCUGAAUGUUCAGACCUAAGAGAGGAGAGUAAAAUGCCAGGUUGCCAAAUAGCCAGAACUGUUGAAGAUGCAGGUUCAAGUGAUUCACAAGUACAUCAUACAGCUUGUGUGGGACAUUCUCAGGUGGAUGAGCAACUGCGAGUAUGUGAUGGGGAAGCAAAGAAAAUUCACACAGAGGGAGUGUCUGUGGAUUAUUCUGAACUCAGACAAGUGCUGGAUUUGGUCAUUGUGGCAACUGAGAAUGUCAGCAUAUCUCGCAUGGAAAGACUAUAUGCUCUUCUUAGCCAGUGCAUUUACCGACAUCGGGAGGACGAUGACAAAACUGAGUUAGUGAAGGCAAUGAAGAAAGAAAUUGCAACAUUAAGUUAUCUGUGA
Haemorhous mexicanus (house finch) is the source of this 2886-nucleotide messenger RNA. RefSeq names its product ATPase family AAA domain-containing protein 2-like. Lineage: Eukaryota; Metazoa; Chordata; Aves; Passeriformes; Fringillidae. The record is from RefSeq and is a predicted model, not a curated record. The transcript is spliced from 20 exons. Gene Ontology annotation, cellular component: nucleus. Gene Ontology annotation, biological process: positive regulation of transcription by RNA polymerase II. Gene Ontology annotation, molecular function: ATP hydrolysis activity; chromatin binding; histone binding. The coding region runs from base 1 to 2886 and encodes 961 amino acids.